This is a messenger RNA of Scleropages formosus (Asian bonytongue), 3744 nucleotides long. RefSeq names its product pre-B-cell leukemia homeobox 3b (gene pbx3b). Bases 1087 to 2466 code for a protein of 459 amino acids. NCBI's taxonomy places the organism in Eukaryota, Metazoa, Chordata, Actinopteri, Osteoglossiformes, Osteoglossidae. Gene Ontology annotation, molecular function: DNA-binding transcription factor activity, RNA polymerase II-specific; DNA binding. The transcript has 10 exons. Gene Ontology annotation, cellular component: nucleus. Gene Ontology annotation, biological process: regulation of DNA-templated transcription. The record is from RefSeq and is a predicted model, not a curated record.
UCGCGCUCCGACACGUCCGCACUGAGUGAGUGGCGUUGGCACGCGCUGUCAAUCGCUCACCGCCGCUGCCAUCAAACAACAUAAAGCACCACACAGUCAGAGGGCUCGCGCUCAUAAAUUUCGGCAGCCUGAUAUUUUCGCGCGCGGCUUCUACAGCGCUGUAAUUAAUUUGUCGCUUAUCCUUUUUUAUUAUUAUUAUUGCUCCUGCACAUUUUUUCCACUAAAGCGCCGAAACUUUUUUCCUAAAAUACAUAUAUAUUUUUUUUUUAUUUUUUUAUUGCUCAUAUUAUCGUUGCAGGUGUCGGUUAUCAAAUUUAUUUAAUUUUCCUCUGAUGCUGGAAAGCGUUGACAUGCCGCCUUUUGCGAGUAACCGCGCGCUACAAAUGCAUUGCAUAUUAUAAUUUCCACGGUUUCAUUUUUUUUUUCCCGCUGUUUUAUCAAUUGUUUCUCACUUGUCGCUGGAUGGUUUUGCUUUUGUUUUUUCCUGCCUAUUUUUUUAAUGGGGGAUUUGAACAAGUUGUGAAAGAAGAAUUUCGCGAGGAGACAUAAUCACAGCAAAAGAAUACAAAUAUAUCAAAGAAAUCUGCGUGGAGCUUUCGCAGCGCUAUCCCACACGUCAAAUCAAAGCAAAAAAGACAAAUUGCCAAGAAGAUCGGAACAGGAUCCAGGGGACAGUGGCUGUCAUCUAGCUGUCAGUAAUAAACAAAAAAGUAUACAUAUUGGUGCUGCAAGUGCGAACACAAUUUUUUUUUGCAAAAAAGAAAAAAAAAAAAAACAAAAACAUUUGUAUAAUUAAAAUCAAGGAGGACAAAAAUAUUCCGAAAGAAGAAAGUGCACGCUGGGACUCAAGAUUUUAAAAAAAAAAAAAAAAAUAAUAUCACCUCCAGUAUCUCGUGCUUUUGCUUUAUUUUUUUUUAGCGAAACACUUGAAUAUUAGUGUUUUCCUGCAUCCUCGGGCGCCGUGCACAUGCACUGAUUGCCUUUGUAUGUGACAUUAUUAUUAUUGUUAUUAUUAUUGCUGUUACUUUGUUUGCAAGCUCCCGUUUCUCGCAGCGAGGAAGCGCAUCGAUUGUGUUGCGGCACGCUAUGGACGAACAAGCCCGGAUAAUGCAGGCGCUCGGCGGGGUCAAUCUGGCCGGACACUCGGUGCAGGGAGGCAUGACACUGCCGCCUCCGCACGGACAUGAGGCCACCGACGGCGACACCAGGAAGCAAGACAUCGGGGACAUCCUGCACCAGAUCAUGACCAUCACCGACCAAAGUCUGGACGAGGCGCAAGCAAAGAAGCACGGACUGAACUGCCACAGGAUGAAGCCGGCGCUCUUCAGCGUGCUCUGCGAGAUCAAGGAGAAGACAGGCCUCAGCAUCCGCGGCGCUCAGGAGGAAGACCCCCCAGACCCCCAGCUCAUGCGGUUGGACAACAUGCUGCUGGCAGAGGGUGUGUCGGGUCCCGAGAAAGGGGGUGGCUCGGCAGCCGCCGCUGCAGCCGCCGCUGCCUCCGGCGGAGCUGCCGACAACUCCAUCGAGCACUCAGACUACAGGGCCAAGCUGACACAGAUCCGACAGAUCUACCAUACAGAGCUGGAGAAGUACGAGCAGGCAUGCAAUGAGUUCACCACCCACGUGAUGAACCUGCUACGGGAGCAGUCGCGCACGCGGCCCAUCUCACCCAAGGAGAUUGAGCGCAUGGUGGGCAUCAUCCACCGCAAGUUCAGCUCCAUCCAGAUGCAGCUCAAGCAAAGCACCUGUGAGGCCGUCAUGAUCCUGCGCUCCAGAUUCCUUGACGCCAGGCGGAAGAGGCGGAACUUCAGCAAGCAAGCAACAGAGAUCCUGAACGAGUAUUUCUACUCGCACCUCAGCAACCCAUACCCCAGCGAGGAAGCCAAAGAAGAGCUGGCAAAGAAGUGCAGCAUCACAGUGUCCCAGGUAUCCAACUGGUUCGGCAACAAGCGGAUCCGGUACAAGAAGAACAUUGGAAAGUUCCAGGAGGAAGCCAACCUGUACGCUGCCAAGACCGCCGUGACCGCGGCGCACGCUGCCGCAGCCGCCGUCCAGAACAGCCAGACCAACUCCCCGACCACGCCCAACUCCGGGUUCCAGAUGAAAGAUGAAGAAUUUCAGCUGGACUCUGCAGAGAGCAAAAACACUCUUUUAACCAACAUGUUUACUGGUCCCUCAGGGUCUUUUAACCUCCCAAACUCUGGGGACAUGUUCAUGAGCAUGCAGAGUCUGAAUGGGGAUUCUUACCAGGGGGCACAAGUUGGAGCCAAUGUGCAGUCACAGGUGGAUACCCUGCGCCAUGUUAUCAGUCAGACGGCAGGAUACAAUGAUGGCCUGGGGGGUAACACUCUGUACAGUCCACAUGGCUUGAAUGCUAACGGCGGAUGGCAGGACGCGACCACUCCGUCCUCCGUGAUUUCUCCCACGGAGGGCCCAGGGAGUGUCCACUCGGAUACCUCGAAUUGAUCUCCUCGCAGACGCUCCCCGUUCCCAAGCUGUGGAGCCCUCGCUCACUAGCACUGACUGGCCAACCAGAGAGGCUCGACAAACUCUUUUGGAAUCAGUCGUUUGCAACGUUAUUUCUUUCUGUCUUUUUUCCGUCGUCAUUCUUGGUCUUUUUUUUUCCCCCUCCGUCCCCCCCAUGCUGCAGUCCCUCCUACCGCUCUAAAUGACAUUCACCGGACUCCUGGUUUCUGUGCGCUUCGAUAAGGCCGCUACACUGCUCUUUCAAAUCGGAUUCAUCCUUUAUUUCCAGUUUUUAAAAUCAACGUUCGAUUUUAAAACAUGGAAAACGCGGGAAAUUGUGCAAGACCAUCCUUGUCUGGUGGCGACAGUGCAAACGCAGAGCUGUACAAGGACCCCAAGAGCUCUCACUGUGGAGGGUACCAAUGCGCCAGGGGGAGCCGGACAAAGCCCCUCCAGGUCUGCACCUCCCUCUCCUCCUCCUCCACCCACAGCACCCCCCCCACCCCCUCCCCCGUUUCAUACGGAAGCUGCCCUUGCAUCAUCCGGUCUCUUGACGGAAAGUGAGGAACAGUCCCGCUGGACCGUAUUUGUGUGGUAAAUCUGAGAACUGAAACAAAUUUACAGCAAACCCUUUAUAUCCACUUUCUUCAUUGUGUGUGUGGUUUUUUCCAGGGUCUUUCCAGGGUUUUUUUCAUUUCCAUUGCUCUUUGUCCUUCCGCCCGUGUUAAAUAACACCACUUACAGUCCAAUUUCAGUAUGCAAGAACUGACUUCUGAUGAUUUUGUGCUAAUUCAUGUGUUUAACAGGGCUAAUGUUACACUUAACUGGCAGCUUGGGGGAUUCAUUUUCAUAAUUUCUUUUUUUUUUGCCUUACACCCAACAAUUUGCGAUGAAGCAGAGACUCUUGCUGUGGCACUGAAUUAGAUGCGGCAACGAACGUGCAUUCCAUUCUUGGGAAAUGCUUUAAAAGUGACACGUUUUGACACAAUUUCUAGUAGAAACAAAUGAUGGCAAGUACGUAUUAACAGUGUACAUCUUGGAACCCGUUCCUGGAGACAAGCUGCGUGUUCAAAGCCAGUCGGUGUUGCGCGUCUACUUGGCCACCGAAGACACCAGCUACGAGAAACACUCUGACGUGUUGUAUAUAAUGUAGCUUAAGAGUAUUUAUACAUCCCACCAAUCAAGACACAGCUUUAUUACCUCAUGCGAACUCAUAGAAACCAAUAGAAUUUCAACAUGUUCUAUAGCUUAGAGUGCUCACUUACUACCUCUAAACAA